AUGCUCUGCUUGGGCGUGAAUGUCUCUCCCCUCUUCUUCGUCCACGUUUUAUCAGUUUUCGUCGCGUUAAGCAAGGCCUCAUCAAAAUUUAAUGCCGGUAUUAUAAAUUUCGUUAUUUCGGAGAGCGCGGCCGUUGGGGAUGUUGUGGGAACUUUGGACGGUUUUAAUUUCUCCGGUUCUUCUAAGGCGUAUGAAGACAUGACGUGGUUCAGGCUGCAGGAUACAACCUACUUCGCGCUGAAGGGACCCAAUCAGAAAACGGUUGUGGUAAAUCGGCUGCUCGACCGUGACAAUGACAGAAAACUCUGUAGAGAGUCCAGCUGGCCUGAAACGUGUGCGUGGUCGGGCGUUCUUUUUGCACUUGACGGCGUUGUGCUCAGCCUGCGUAUAACUGUCCUUGACAUCAACGAUAAUAUUCCUCGGUGGCCAGAUUCUGCGCUGAGCAAGCCGCGGAAUUCGCAUGACAAGGAGCCAGCGAUUGAGUUAUUCGUAGCCGAAAACACACCAAUUGGCGGUGUAUUUGAUUUGCCGCUCGCGGAAGAUCGCGACUACGGGAAAAACGGCAUUGUUAAUUACGAGAUUGUUAAACCAGAUAAAAACGGCUUUUUCUCUCUUGACUGUUCCACCGGUCCUAAUGGUGUGAUUCCGCGUCUACGAGUUCUGGCCAACUUGGACAGAGAAGAAAUGGAAGAACAUGAGCUGCAGAUAGCCGCCGUUGAUGGAGGUGGUCAGCGCUUUGUGGUAAGACUUCGAGUCUACCUUGUCGAUGAGAAUGACAACCCACCGGUGUUCAAGCACCUGAAGAAUCUGUCACCGGAGGAGGCCCAACGAGCACGUUUCGUUAUUGAAAUAGACGAGUCGACACCCGUGGGUACAGCGCUUCCUCUUCACCCAACGGCGACGGAUGCUGAUUCGGGAGAGUUCGGCCGUGUCCGCUACCGUUUCUCCUUUGCCACCCCUGUGAUUGUUAAACGCGACUUCUCUAUCGAUCCUGAUACAGGCCAAAUUUUUGUCAAAAACACUUUAGACUGUGAUGCUGGCGGCGUCUCGGAGUACGUAUUUUCCGUACUCGCAGAAGACAGCGCUCCACAGCCACUAACAGCCCUAGCAAUGGUUGUAAUUAUCCUCCACGACACCAACGAUAAUGCUCCUAGCAUUAGUCUCACCCCCACGGCCCCAAAGAUCGAUAACUCAUAUGGAACUACGUUUUAUCCCACAUUUGAGGACGUGAGGGAUACCUUUUCGCUGAUUGAGGAGAUGCCAUCGGGUCAGCUGGUGGCAACCGUCGCAGUGAACGAUCCAGACUCCGACGCUGACGGCGAAUUUGAGUGUGAGUUAAGCGGGACGCGAGACUUCAGUCUGCACGUCUUGCCGUGGCUUGGAGCUACUAAAGUCUACCAGCUGGUGUCUGCUCGCAGAUUCGACCGGGAGGCCGAAGCCAUGAUCUCGGUGACUCUGAAAUGCGUUGACAGAGGGAAUCCACCGCAGGCUUCCAGCAGAAUAAUUCCAAUCACGCUCGUCGACGUAAACGACAACCGGCCCUAUUUUCAGCAACCGCUGUAUCAAUUUGCGGUAAGUCAGCAACUUCCCCUAGUCGAUCAAUGUAGCAAUUAA
Messenger RNA from Mesocestoides corti, 1614 nucleotides. The record is from the annotation of a GenBank genome assembly. NCBI's taxonomy places the organism in Eukaryota, Metazoa, Platyhelminthes, Cestoda, Cyclophyllidea, Mesocestoididae.